GCUAGCAAAAUGUUUAGUGUGAGUGCUAGCUUGCUGCAUUUCUCUACGAAUUUGGAUGGUUUAAUUGGACGGAUCUUUUGAUUGGCAAUUAUUUGACACUUCUGAUUUGAAUCUGGUUCCAGCGUAGUGUGGUUAGUCUAUAUAUGUGUAAAGCCGACAAGCUUUGAGCCAGAUAAAGAGCUGCUGUACUAGUAUACAGUAGUGUAGCUUGCUAGAGCUAGUUAAUGCACACGCAACGCAGAUAAGCUAUUGCUCCGUUACUGUAUCUGAGCUAGCUAACACUAGCUUUAAGUUCCAUACUAGCGAGCGAGCUACGUUGCUAACUCGCUUUAUCUGACGUUGCCGUUACUGUAGCUACCAUACUAUAGUUGUAACAGUACUGUACUAGCUAGCUAUAGGCUUAACAUGAACCCAUUAUUUGCAGAAAAUACCAAAAUGGGGCGAUGAUUAUGGCUAGGUUUAACACAGCCACGUAGAUAGUUAAUCUACUGCAGUUUACCAAUAUUACAAACGAAGGUUUUGGUUACAUAUUUUGGCAUUCGUGUUUUUAACUAACUAGAGCUAGGUACAGUAGUGUAUUAGCUAGGUGAAAUACAGAUGGCGUUUCAUUGUAAAUCAACGUAGGAAAGAAAGCUAUAUGAUCUGUUUCCUCAAACUAUUUGGAUUUUGACUGCAAUGUUCAGUCUGAUGGCGAAUUGUUGCAACUGGAUGAAACGCUGGCGUGAGCCUGCAAGGAAAGUGACGCUGGUCAUGGUGGGGCUCGACAAUGCAGGGAAAACCGCCACCGUCCGAGGGAUCCAAGGAGAGAGUCCAGAGGACGUAGCUCCCACUGUGGGCUUCUCAAAGGUGGACCUGAAGCAGGGCAAGUUCGAAGUGACCAUCUUUGAUCUGGGCGGAGGCAAGAGGAUCCGGGGCAUUUGGAAGAACUACUACUCAGAGUCGUACGGCGUGGUGUUUGUGGUGGACUCGAGCGACGUGCAGAGGAUACAGGAGACCAGGGACACCAUGGCUGAGGUCCUCAGACACCCGCGCAUCGCUGGCAAACCUGUCCUGGUGCUGGCCAACAAGCAGGAUCGGGAAGGGGCAUUGGCCGAGGCGGACAUUAUUGAGAACCUGUCACUGGAGAAGCUUGUGAACGAGAACAAGUGUCUCUGUCAGAUUGAGCCUUGCUCGGCCGUAUUAGGCUAUGGCAAAAAGGUGGACAAGUCCAUCAAGAAUGGCCUAAAUUGGCUGCUCAACAAUAUCGCCAAGGACUACGAGGCCAUCACUGAGCGUGUGCAGAAGGACACUGCAGAGCAGAGAGCCAUGGAGGAACAGGAGAAAAAAGAGAGGGCAGAGAGAGUACGGCGUAUAAGAGAGGAGAGGGAUAGGCUAGAAAAGGAGGAGGCGGAGCAAGAGGGCAGGCCCAUCCAGGUGGAGGAGCCUAAUGAUGGCAACAUGCCCAGCCCAUUUCAGCCAAUCAUCAGCGUGAUCUCUGAGAAUGAAGACAAACAGAAGAUGGAGAAGAAGAGGUUGCAUGAGACACAGGAGGGUGGUGUCAACCGGCCAAGGGGCGAGGAGGAGGAGGAGGAAGACGAGGAGGAGGAGCCUGACAGUGAGAGACAAACGCCAGAGAGCAUUGGUACAGCUUCAGGCGACCAGACCAAGAAGAAGACCAGGAAGCUCCGUCUGAAGAGGAAGCACAGGGUGGACCCCCUGAGGGCAGAUGAGGGGGCUCCCGAAAGCCCCACCCCUCCACCCCCACCUCCAGUCGGCUGGGCUACUCCCAAAGUUUCUAGGCUGCCUAAACUGGAGCCACUGAUGGACACAAGACGUUCUGACUUCUAUGGAAAGCCCCUCCCCCCUGUCGCGAUCAGGCAGCGUCCGAACAGUGACACUCAUGAUGUCAUAUCCUAACCCUGCACCCCCUCCAUACCUGACAGUUCACUGACCCUACCCAUAUCCCCCGAAUCACAGCUCUCUUCUUUGGUUUCUGUUCAAAGUGCGUGCUGUAUAGAAAAUGGCUCGCCAACCGAAGAAGGCUUGAGAUGCGACGGCCAAUCAACGUGGAGCUGAUGGUUCAGUUGAGAAGCAAAGGAUGUGAACCGAACAACAUAGUUUACCAGACUGAUAAAUGCAGUUCAGAACAUGGACUUCAAUGCUGAAAUUGCUCAAAUAUUUUUUACUGUUUAUAUCAGUAUUAUUGUACACUAAACUCUAACCCAUCUCUUUAUAACAUAUGUUUACACCAAGACACAGAAUGUUAAUGUCAAUUAUAAAUGUACAUUUAUUUGUUUUGUUUGUGUACAUCAGAUGUUGAAUGGUAUGUUGUUGCAUAAAUGUGUAUACUGUCGAAAUCAUCCAUUUACUAUUAAGCUAACGAUAUAUGCUUUUGAAUGAUACUUUAAAUAUAUUUUGUAUUGUGCUUUUUUUUGCACACAAUUUUUGCAGAAGCUGGAUAUUGCUGGCAUAUAAGACAUUUUCUAUAAUAAAUAUUAGAUACAUGUAAAACAAUAUAUAUUAUCAAGAGGAUCAUACGAAAGCUACGGAGUUGUGCUGAGUAUGAGGGCCUUUCUUACUAAACUCUUGUUUGCUUGUUACUGUGCUUUCUACUGUGGUUUCAUAGCCCCCAAUGUUCAGACUGUCGUACUUCACCUAAGUGAGUAUUGAAUUACCAGCUUUAUCUUAUAGCAGUUCAUAAGCUGUGCAGCAAAUAUUGUUUGCAGACACUAAGGGCUACAACCACCCAUUUUCUUUGAGGAAUAUUACAUUUAAAGAGACACCGUCUUGUAUGCUGAAAGGGAUAGGAUCAUGCAGAAACUCUAACAUUUACUCCUUAAUGCUGCAAAACAAUGUAAAUGGUAAAUCUGAGGUGUAAAAAAUAUGGAAUAUUUAAAAAAGAAAAAUACUUUUUGAAUAAUAUUUUUAUGCUUAUUACUAAACCAGCAAACCCAUCACAGUUAACUGUUUCUUAUUAUUUUGCUGUAGAAUAUUUAAAUUUUAUUUUACUGUAUUACUAUCAGUAAAUACAUUCAAUGUCAAAUAUUGUAUCGGUUUUUACAUAAAUUCCAAGUUCUUAAUUGAGACUACAAAUACAUGUAGUCUACCAAUAUCUCAUUUUACUGUCUAGCCUUACUUCGCUUCAUAGUUACUUACAGCAGGCCGUCUCUGAUUAAAUAGCAAGUUUUCUUGCAUUUGUAUGGUUUUAUUUUAUACCUUGUUUGAAUUUUGUUACAAGAAUAAAAGAAAACGUCGAGACGUGUGUCAAUAA
Osmerus eperlanus (European smelt) is the source of this 3250-nucleotide messenger RNA. RefSeq names its product ADP-ribosylation factor-like 13b (gene arl13b). Gene Ontology annotation, cellular component: non-motile cilium; ciliary membrane; motile cilium. The transcript is spliced from 10 exons. NCBI's taxonomy places the organism in Eukaryota, Metazoa, Chordata, Actinopteri, Osmeriformes, Osmeridae. Gene Ontology annotation, biological process: receptor localization to non-motile cilium; non-motile cilium assembly. The record is from RefSeq and is a predicted model, not a curated record. The coding region runs from base 676 to 1896 and encodes 406 amino acids. Gene Ontology annotation, molecular function: GTP binding; GTPase activity.